Molecule: messenger RNA, 1868 nt
Organism: Antrostomus carolinensis (chuck-will's-widow)
Lineage: Eukaryota; Metazoa; Chordata; Aves; Caprimulgiformes; Caprimulgidae
Product: inactive carboxypeptidase-like protein X2
Exons: 12
Biological process (GO): proteolysis
Molecular function (GO): zinc ion binding; metallocarboxypeptidase activity
Source: RefSeq, a predicted model, not a curated record
AUUGUCCUCCACUCGGUCUAGAGACAUUAAAAAUUACUGACUUCCAGCUCCAUGCCUCUACAGCAAAGCGGUAUGGCCUUGGGGCCCACAGAGGAAGGCUUAAUAUUCAGGCAGGUGUUAACGAAAAUGAUUUUUAUGAUGGUGCUUGGUGUGCAGGAAGAAAUGAUCCAUAUCAGUGGAUUGAAGUAGAUGCUCGAAGGCUAACAAAAUUCACUGGAGUCAUCACGCAAGGAAGAAACUCUCUCUGGUCGAGUAACUGGGUGACCUCUUACAGAGUAUUGGUGAGCAAUGACAGCCAUGCAUGGACUGCUGUCAGAAAUGAAUCUGGAGAUGUGAUUUUUGAAGGAAACAGUGAAAAAGAGAUCCCAGUUCUCAAUAUGUUGCCGGUGCCGCUGGUUGCACGUUAUAUCCGUAUAAAUCCCCGGUCCUGGUUUGAAGAAGGUAGCAUCUGUAUGAGACUGGAAAUCUUAGGGUGUCCUUUGCCAGACCCAAAUAAUUACUACCACAGAAGAAAUGAAAUGACAACCACAGAUAAUCUUGACUUUAAGCAUCACAACUACAAGGAAAUGAGGCAGUUGAUGAAAACUGUGAAUAAAAUGUGCCCAAAUAUCACAAGAAUUUACAAUAUUGGAAAAAGCAACCAAGGACUAAAGCUGUAUGCUGUCGAGAUUUCUGACAACCCAGGAGAACACGAAGUUGGUGAACCAGAAUUUCGGUACAUUGCAGGAGCUCAUGGGAAUGAAGUGCUUGGACGUGAGCUAAUCCUUUUGUUAAUGCAGUUCAUGUGUCAGGAAUAUCUGGCUGGAAACCCGCGCAUUGUACAUCUCAUUGAGGAUACCAGAAUCCACCUCCUGCCCUCAGUCAACCCAGAUGGAUAUGACAAGGCAUAUAAAGCGGGUUCAGAAUUAGGGGGUUGGUCUUUAGGACGAUGGACUCAGGACGGUAUUGACAUCAACAAUAAUUUCCCUGAUUUAAACUCUUUGCUCUGGGACUCUGAAGAUCAGAAGAAGAGUAAAAGAAAAGUUCCAAACCAUUACAUCCCAAUCCCUGACUGGUACCUGUCUGAAAAUGCCACCGUGGCAGUUGAGACACGGGCAAUAAUAGCAUGGAUGGAAAAAAUUCCCUUUGUGUUGGGUGGCAACUUGCAGGGAGGAGAGCUGGUGGUGGCGUACCCUUAUGAUAUGGUGCGAUCAAUGUGGAAAACCCAGGAUUACACACCUACCCCAGACGAUCACGUCUUUCGCUGGCUUGCGUAUUCCUACGCCUCUACGCACCGGCUGAUGACAGAUGCAAGAAGGAGAGCGUGUCACACGGAGGAUUUCCAAAAGGAGGAUGGCACUGUUAAUGGAGCCUCCUGGCAUACUGUGGCUGGAAGCAUAAAUGACUUCAGUUACCUGCACACCAACUGCUUUGAGCUAUCCAUUUAUGUUGGCUGUGACAAGUAUCCCCACGAGAGCGAGUUGCCUGAAGAAUGGGAAAACAACCGCGAGUCCCUAAUUGUUUUUAUGGAACAGGUCCAUCGGGGCAUCAAAGGCAUAGUAAAAGAUGUGCAUGGGAAAGGAAUCCCAAAUGCUGUUAUUUCAGUGGAAGGUGUAAACCAUGACAUUCGCACAGGAGCUGAUGGGGAUUACUGGCGUCUUCUCAACCCAGGGGAAUACGUGGUAGGCGUGAAGGCGGAAGGCUACACCGCCGCCACCAAGACCUGCGAAGUUGGCUAUGACAUGGGAGCUACUCAGUGCGACUUCACCAUCUCCAAAACCAACUUGGCAAGAAUCAAGGAGAUCAUGAAGAAGUUUGGGAAGCAACCAAUCAGCAUGUCUGUCCGGCGGCUCAGGCAGAGGUCUCGGCAGUGGCAACAGCAGCGAUAG